Messenger RNA from Synchiropus splendidus (mandarinfish), 957 nucleotides. Its product is annotated as hydroxycarboxylic acid receptor 2-like. The record is from RefSeq and is a predicted model, not a curated record. Gene Ontology annotation, cellular component: membrane. Bases 1 to 957 code for a protein of 318 amino acids. Gene Ontology annotation, molecular function: G protein-coupled receptor activity. NCBI's taxonomy places the organism in Eukaryota, Metazoa, Chordata, Actinopteri, Syngnathiformes, Callionymidae. The transcript has a single exon. Gene Ontology annotation, biological process: phospholipase C-activating G protein-coupled receptor signaling pathway; positive regulation of Rho protein signal transduction.
AUGGAUAGAAACGCGUCCUGGUGGAUCAACUCCACGACAUUCCCGACUCCGCUCAACACCACAGCGAACGUCAACGCCACGCCCAAGCCAUUCAGCGUGUUCGACGGCUGCGACCAUCAAGUCGAAGGAAUUCUGUUUGACCUGACUCUGCAGUGCAUCAAUGUCGUGGUGGGGAUCCCCGCCAACAUACUUGUCAUCGCCAUUCUCAUCCACAAUCGCAAGGAGCCGACCACUUCCGACAUCUUCCUCGGCUGCCUGGCCUUCAUGGAUGCCUAUUUCGGCUCGAUGACUCCCGUCAGCUUCCUGAACCUCUACUACUGGCAGAGCAAAGAGGUUUGGUCGGCUCUCAAGUUCUCCUACGGGGUGAAGGACACCAGCGGGCCUCUGUUUCUGUCCUCCAUCUGCUUGGAUCGCUUCAUCGCUGUGCUCUUCCCGCUGACUUUUGGCAAACUGAAGCCCAUUGGGUACAGGUUAGGUCUGUCGGUGCUGCUGCUCUGCCUCACCUUUGCUUACUCCGCAGCUAAAACAGUGGGAGGUUUGCUGAACUUUGAGAAGGUCUUCACUGGCGAGAUCCUUGCCACGUUCACCUGGAUGCUCGUGUGCAACGCCUGCAUCCUUUGGGCCCUUAAAAAGUCCAGAGGAGCAGGUAAAGAUGAGAUGCACCCCAUGAAAAAAAGAGCCUUCAAAAUGGUGCUCUCGCUGCUCUGCAUCAUCAUCUUUAACUACCUGCCGCCCGUCGCACUUUUCCCCUUCGAAGACCAUUACGCUCCACGCGUGUUCCGAUGUUACGUACAGCCUGUUGGUUUCGCCUUCCUCAAUAUCAGCAGCACCAUCCAGCCGCUGGUCUACCUCUCGCGGCUGGAGAAGAUUCCCUUUCUCCCGGACUCCUGCGUCCAAAAAUGUUGCCCCUGCAUGAGUGAAAACAAGAAGAAAACACCUCAAAAUCCACCGGCGUAG